Molecule: messenger RNA, 1938 nt
Organism: Scomber scombrus (Atlantic mackerel)
Lineage: Eukaryota; Metazoa; Chordata; Actinopteri; Scombriformes; Scombridae
Gene: gal3st2
Product: galactose-3-O-sulfotransferase 2
Exons: 4
Coding region: 1-1938 (645 amino acids)
Biological process (GO): glycolipid biosynthetic process
Cellular component (GO): membrane
Molecular function (GO): galactosylceramide sulfotransferase activity
Source: RefSeq, a predicted model, not a curated record
AUGAGCCUGGUUUGGACUACCUACACGACAGCUCCAGGAGGUGACCAGGCAGGCCUUCCUACCAACCCCUGGGCUCAAGGACCAAGGACUAGCCCCAAAUCCCAACUCCAUCUCCAGAAGCCACUGAGGAACUUUCAAAGCCAGCUCAGCAUCAGCGCCCGUUGCCCCAACACCACAGGGACUUUGUGUGUGAGAAGAGUGCUGUUCAGCAGGCGUCACUCUCUGUGGAUUCUUCUCAUCCUGCUCGUGGUCUGCAUCGCCAUUCAGACCUUUGUUGCCCGUCAGGCCAGGAAUGACAAGCUGACGGGACUCCCACAUCUGAGAUUCCCUGUUAGUAAACAGCACCUGUUUCCUACUCUGCAAAAUGCCUGGGACGACUUUCAGUCUGCACUGGCAGUGAAACAAGAAGUGACUCUACAGACAGAAAGAACUACAGAUAUUCAUAAUCUGAAUGAGGAAUAUGGAAAGUCAUCAAAUGAUAUCCUGUCAAGAUAUGUUAACCUGGUCACAGCCUCUCACAUGGAGGCAGGAAAAGUUUCAGCUGGAAAGCUGCUUCAGCCCAACCAUGGAAACAAACUGAGCUCUGGACUGCCAGGUUCUUUGGUCCCCCACAGCACAAGAAAAGGCAAAGAUAAAAAGCUCCUCAACACCCCAUCUCCACUCAGUUUAUUCAAGGCUCCCAUCAGAAGUAAAGCAACCUGCCAGUCAAAGUCUCACAUUGUAUUCCUCAAGACACACAAAACAGCAAGUAGCACCAUCUUAAACAUUCUAUAUCGCUAUGGUGAAAGCAGGAACUUGACCUUUGCCCUCCCCCUGAACAAACACAGCCAGUUGUUUUACCCAUUCUCCUUCGCUUCACAUUUCGUGGAGGGCGUCAGCAGCAGAAGUGUGAGGGAGUUCCACAUUAUGUGCAACCACAUGAGGUUUAGAAAGUCUGAGGUAGCAAAGGUGAUGCCAGCAGAUACCUUCUACUUCUCUAUCCUGAGGCAUCCUGUGGCCAUGAUGGAGUCCAUCUUCAUUUACUACAAGAGCAUUCAAGCCUUCCAUAAGACUCACAGCCUGGAUGACUUCCUAGACAAUGGUUCUCAGAACUACAACUCAUCAGUGACAAACAACCACUAUGCUCACAACAUUCUGUCUUUUGACUUUGGCUUUGACAACAACAUUAGAGCUGGUGCUGAAGACCUGGAGGAGAGAGCCAGUAUGGCUAUUGCAGCCAUUGAACGGGACUUCCAACUCAUUCUUAUUUCUGAGUACUUUGAUGAAUCUAUGGUCUUGCUCAAGCACGCCCUCUGCUGGUCCCUGGAUGACGUGGUUUCCUUUAAGCUCAACAGUCGCAGUGAACGAACUCGUCACCCACUUUCACCUAAUACUGCAGAGAAAAUCAAGGGAUGGAAUGCUUUAGACUGGAAGAUAUAUCUGCACUUUAACACCACCUUUUGGCACAAAGUGGAUAGUCUGGUUGGGCGGGAGCAGAUGAAGAGGGAAGUAUCUCAGUUAAGAGAACUACAGACUAAGCUGGCAAGCACCUGCCUGAAAGAUGGAGGGGCAGUUGACCCUUCCCAGAUAAAAGAUGCAGCGUUAAAGCCAUUCCAAUAUGGAGCAGCUGUUAUCCAAGGAUAUAACCUAAAUCCACACAUAGACACACAAACCAAAACUAAAUGUCAGAGAUUAAUAACUCCAGAACUGCAGUACACAGAUCUUCUGUAUACACAGCAGUUUCCUGAGCUAGCUGCUAAGCAUAGACAAGCAAAUAGGAUGGCUGCUCUACAGCAUCAACGCAUUGACAGAACAGGUGCACUGGGAAAGGUUUGGGUGAGGGAAUCUCAUCACAGACAGUUCAUAAGACACAAACUCCCAAAUCUCAAGAACCAAAAGGCCUCCACAAGUGCCCUGUUAACACACACAGCAGCUGGAAACAGAACGAAAAUGCCAUGA